Messenger RNA from Vicugna pacos (alpaca), 2228 nucleotides. NCBI's taxonomy places the organism in Eukaryota, Metazoa, Chordata, Mammalia, Artiodactyla, Camelidae. The record is from RefSeq and is a predicted model, not a curated record.
UAGGCGGGAGGGCACCCCAGUUUCCUACUGGGGGCAGUCAGAGAGUGUGCGUCUGGAGAGGGGGAGACUGUUAACCCUUUCGGCCUAUUGGCGGGAAUUGGAUCGCUAAACAUCCCCUCCGUCCCCCAUAGGGAGCUGAGGUUUUGAGACCCUCCACCUUUGAUUUGGGCCAACGUGCGGGCACAGCGCGUCUCCCAGCAGCCCCCUUCCUCCUACAGAGCCCGUUUCCGGCUUCCGAGCCUCCAAGAUGUUACUAUUGCUGCUGCUGCUGCUGUCGCCCAUGUGUUGGGCCGUGGAGGUCAAGCGGCCCCGGGGUGUCUCCCUAACCAACCAUCACUUCUACGACGAGUCUAAGCCUUUCACUUGCCUGGAUGGCUCUGCCAGUAUCCCUUUUGAUCAGGUCAAUGAUGACUACUGUGACUGCAAAGAUGGCUCAGAUGAACCAGGCACAGCUGCCUGUCCCAACGGCAGCUUCCACUGCACCAACACUGGCUACAAGCCCCUGUACAUCUCCUCCAGAUGGGUCAACGACGGCGUUUGCGACUGCUGCGACGGGACGGACGAGUACAACAGUGGGAUUGUCUGUGAAAACACCUGCAGAGAGAAGGGCCGUAAGGAGAGAGAGACUCUGCAGCAGAUGGCGGAGGUGACCCGUGAGGGGUUCCGCCUGAAGAAGAUUCUGAUCGAGGACUGGAAGAAGGCCCGAGAGGAGAAGCAGAAAAAGCUCAUUGAGCUGCAGGCUGGCAAGAAGUCCCUGGAGGACCAGGUGGAGAUGCUGCGGGCAGUGAAGGAGGAGGCCGAGAAGCCAGAGAAGGAGGCCAAAGACAAGCACCGGAAGCUGUGGGAAGAACAGCAAGCUGCCUCCAAGGCCCAGCGGGAGCAGGAGCUGGCUGCCAGUGCCUUCCAGGAGCUGGACGAUGACAUGGAUGGGGCGGUCUCGGUGGCCGAGCUGCAGACCCACCCGGAGCUGGACACAGAUGGAGAUGGGGCACUUUCAGAAGGGGAAGCCCAGACCCUCCUCGGGGGAGACACACAGACGGAUGCUGCUUCCUUCUAUGACCGUAUAUGGGCUGCCAUCCGGGACAAAUACCGGUCCGAGGUGCUGCCCACUGACCCGCCAUCGCCUUCUGUACCCGACUUGAUGGAGCCUAAGGAAGAGCAGCCCCCGGUGCCUUCACCACCCACAGAGGAGGAGGACGAGGACGAGGAGGAAGAAGAGACAGAGGAGGAGGAGGAGGAGGAAGAGGAGGAAGAGGAUUCCCAGGUGCAGGGGGAGCAGCCCAAGGAGGCCCUGCCCCCACCCGUGCCCCCCCAAGCAGCCAGCCCCACAGAGGAGGACAAAAUGCCGCCCUACGACGAGCAGACACAGGCCUUCAUCGAUGCCGCCCAGGAGGCCCGCAACAAGUUUGAGGAGGCCGAGCGUUCCUUGAAGGACAUGGAGGAGUCCAUCAGGAACCUGGAGCAGGAGAUUUCCUUUGAUUUUGGCCCCAACGGGGAGUUUGCCUACCUGUACAGCCAGUGCUACGAGCUCACCACCAAUGAGUAUGUGUACCGGCUCUGCCCCUUCAAGCUUGUCUCGCAGAAACCCAAGCUCGGCGGCUCCCCCACCAGCCUCGGCACCUGGGGCUCGUGGGCUGGCCCCGACCACGACAAGUUCAGCGCCAUGAAGUACGAGCAGGGCACGGGCUGCUGGCAGGGCCCUAACCGCUCCACCACUGUGCGCCUGCUGUGCGGGAAGGAGACAGUGGUGACCAGCACCACGGAGCCCAGCCGCUGCGAGUACCACAUGGAGCUGAUGACGCCAGCCGCCUGCCCGGAGCCGCCGCCCGAACCGCCUGCUGAGGGCGACCAUGACGAGCUCUAGUCCUGCCCUGCCUGGCACACAGAACCUCAAGACAUGGAACUGGCCCCCAGCGGUGCUGCCCACCUGCCCUCAGUCUGUGGAUCAAAGCUUGCCCUUCAGGAUCUCCUAGUGGUCCCUGCGGGGCAGGAACCGGGUGGGGCUCCGUGCCCUGCUCUCAGGGGCCAGGUGGGGCACAGCCAUGUUCCCAGGCCCUGGCUGCCUCCACAGAUGUUAAAAAGGAGACUGCUUUCCCUGGACCCCCCACCCUGGUGGCCCCCACCCCACGGCCCCACCCUGUCCCUCACCCAGGGCAUCUGCCUCCCCUCCUGGUGGGGAUAAAUGACUUAAUCUGUGACCUCCAAACAAUAAACGUGACCCCCCACAA